AUGUCUGUCAGUCGGAAUCGCAGAGGCUUCGCUCCACGACCUUUUAAGAAAGAAGAAAAUGAUUUGCGCCAUGUGGAGUCAAAAAAUGACUCAAAUCAGCCUCUGAAUGCUGAGGCUGCCCUAAGCGAGUCAAAUGAAUACAGAUUUCUGCGGGCAAAGGCUAACGAAUUAGCGGAUCGGCGGUACGGUUUUGAGACAUUUGUAGGGCCUGGUGAACGACUUGGUUGGCUUGUAAACAUGCACCCGACAGAUAUACUGGAUGAGUCAAAAAGGCUAGUUAGUGCUGUAGACUUCUACUUCAUACAAGCAGAUGGUAGCCGCUUCAAGGUAACAAGAUCCUACCCCCCGUACUUUUAUGUAUUGGUUCGUGGCGGAGAAGUAGCCGAACGCGACGCUAACACUUAUUUAUUGAGGAGGUUCUCAGGUCGCCUUGCAGGCAUUGAAACUGUGUCCAAAGAGGAUCUUGAUCUUCCAAAUCACUUGGUUGGAAUCAAAGCCACAUACCUAAAAAUGUUGUUUUACAGUGUAGAUGAGUUGGUUCGUGUUCGUCGAGAAUUAUCAGUACGCAUUCGUGCAAAUCGCGAACUGGCUUCUUCAGAAUCCUCCUAUACAGACAUGCUUGCUGAACACUUCAAUAACUUGGAGUCUGGAACUGUUGUCAAUCAGGCUAAUGUCAAGCAAAAUCGUAGUGAUCCUUUCGACAACUUAUUUGACUUAAGAGAGUCUGAUGUGCCUUACUUAACUCGUGUGUGCAUUGAUAUGAAUAUAUUUGCUGGGUGCUGGUAUGCAACUAUUUGCAAUCCUGGCCGACCUCCGGAAAUCAGGCGUCAUGAAGAUACAGUAGCCUGGCCUGAACCUGUAGUUCUAGCUUUUGACAUUGAAACAACUAAAAUGCCACUGAAGUUUCCGGAUGCCGCAAAUGAUCAGAUAAUUAUGAUCUCAUAUAUGUUAGACGGAGCCGGUCAUCUUAUAUGUAACAGAGAAAUACUUUCAGAGGACAUAGAAGAUUUCGACUAUACUCCAAGACCAGAAUUUCCAGGUCAUUUCACUGUGCAUAAUGUACAAAAUGAAUUGCAGUGCAUUACCUUUUUCUUUGAACACAUUCAAAGAGUUCGACCGAAUAUUUUGGUUACCUACAACGGUGAUUUCUUUGACUGGCCCUUUAUCGAAGCACGCGCCGCCGCUUAUGGUAUUUCUAUGUACGAAGAAAUUGCGUUUUCACGCCAGAAAGGUACUGCAGGUCCAGGAAGGGAUGGAACCGCCGGUGAGUACUUAUCGCGACCUGCAGUUCAUAUUGACUGUUUAUGCUGGGUUAAACGUGAUAGUUAUCUUCCAGUUGGAGCUCGUGGUCUAAAAGCUGUCGCUAAGGCAAAGCUGAGAUAUGAUCCCAUUGAAGUCGAUCCAGAAGCAAUGUGCCGCAUGGCUCGUGAGUCGCCGAGAGAAUUAGCAAAUUACUCAGUGUCUGAUGCGGUUGCCACUUAUUAUCUGUACAUGAAGUAUGUCCAUCCAUUUGUGUUUGCACUGUGUACAAUUCUUCCACUGAAUCCUGAUGACGUUCUUCGUAAAGGCUCUGGAACACUCUGCGAAGCACUUUUAAUGGUGCAGGCUUAUGCAGCGAAUGUUAUCUUUCCCCAUAAACAAACAGAUGGUGAUUCUGGAAUCAAUAGCUUGCUGCCAAAUAAUUCUGGAAUCUCAGGGAAAUUUACAGAAGAUGGACGCCUAAUUGAUUCAGAGACUUACGUUGGCGGACAUGUAGAAGCCUUAGAAGCCGGUGUUUUUCGGGCUGAUAUUCCUGUCAGGUUUCGUCUAGUCCCUGCAGCCCUAGAGGCAUUAAGAGCCGAUGUUAGACGCUGUUUGUCUCGAGCUUUGCAGACCGAAAUAGGCGCUGAAGACGAAGAUGCAUUAUUUAGUGUCGUAUUGAAGGAUAACUUUAACAUGAUUUGUGGACAGGUGGAAAGUUCAUUACAACAAUUAUCUUCCACACCAAAUAGGAUCGAAUGUCCAGUUAUAUAUCACUUAGAUGUUGGUGCAAUGUACCCAAAUAUAAUCCUUACUAAUCGACUUCAACCAUCAGCUGUAGACUCUGACUCGGCCACUAAAUGUGCUGAGUGUGAAUUUUAUAAACCGGGAAUAUCGUGUCAACGUUUCAUGCCGUGGACAUGGCGCGCCGAAUUGUGGACAGCUUCUCGAUCUGAAGUGUACCGAAUUCAAGCUCAGCUUACUCAAGAACGUUUUCCUAUAAAGUCAACGGACCCAAGUGGUAAAUUUCCAAAAACCACCAUGAAGGCAUUUCAUGAAUUGUCGAAAGAAGAACAAGCACUUGUAGAGAAAAAGAGACUGACUGACUUUUGUCGACGUGCUUAUAAACGUAUUCACGUAACUAGGACUGAGGAAAGAGUCGCGAUGGUCUGUCAGCGUGAAAAUUCGUUCUAUGUUGAUACAGUCAAGGCUUUUCGUGAUCGCCGAUAUAAAUUUAAGGGAUUGACAAAGACAUGGAAACGUCAUUAUGAUGAUGCAUGUGCCGCUCUCUUGGCUGGUACAGGUGAUUCAAAUGCUGUCAAAGAAGCCAAUGCAAUGCUUGUACUAUAUGACAGUCUUCAGCUAGCGCACAAAUGCAUAUUAAACUCCUUUUAUGGUUAUGUAAUGCGACGUGGUGCACGUUGGUAUUCAAUGGAAAUGGCUGGUAUUGUCUGUCAUACUGGUGCAAAUAUUAUAACUAAGUCAAGAGAAAUUAUCGAACAGAUCGGUCGUGCGUUGGAACUGGAUACUGAUGGUAUAUGGUGUAUCCUUCCUGCAAGUUUUCCGCAAAACAUUGAAUUUACUACUACUGGUUCGAAGCCUUCUCGUUUGUCUAUUUCUUAUCCUGGAGCUGUAUUGAAUAUAAUGGUGCAAGACUUUUUCACAAAUCAUCAAUAUCAUGAGCUGGUUGAUCAGCAAACACUAACUUACAAAGUUCGUUCUGAAAAUUCCAUAUUUUUUGAAGUUGAUGGGCCUUACAAAGCUAUGGUUUUACCUGCAGCUAAAGAAGAGGGGAAACGUCUAAAGAAGCGUUAUGCUGUUUUUAAUUUUGAUGGCAGCUUAGCCGAAUUAAAAGGAUUUGAGAUUAAACGAAACGGCGAAUUACAACUCAUAAAAAUAUUUCAGUCCUCUGUGUUUGAGGCAUUUUUACGUGGUGAUAGUUUGGUUGAAGUUUAUUCAGCAGUGGCUAAUGUUGCUGAUCACUGGUUGGAUGUACUUUAUUCUAAAGGAGCUGAUAUGCCAGAUUCAGAAUUAUUUGAUCUAAUUUCAGAAAAUCGAAGUAUGUCUAGGCGACUGGAAGAUUAUGGAAGUCAAAAGUCAACUUCAUUGAGUACUGCUAGGCGAAUGGCUGAGUUUCUAGGGGAUCAAAUUGUUAAAGAUGCAGGUUUAUCUUGUCGUUACAUUAUAGCACGACAACCGGAAGGUGCACCAGUAACUGAAAGAGCGAUUCCGUUGGCUAUAUUCCAGGCAGAACCUUCAGUAAAACGUCAUUAUCUUCAAAAAUGGCUUAAGGAUUCCAACCUUGAUGAACAUACUGAUUUGCGUGAAAUACUUGACUGGUCAUAUUACAUUGAACGCCUGUCUAGCACAAUACAGAAAAUCAUUACAAUCCCAGCAGCUUUACAACAAGUUCCUAAUCCAGUGCCGAGGGUUACUCACCCUGAUUGGUUACUUCGCAAGUUGGCGGAGAAAACAGAUACAUGCAAACAACGCAGGUUGACGGAAAUGUUCGUUCCCAACAGCCUAGUAAAGGAGCAACCUCUAGAGGGGCAGCUAACACAAUUACCGGAAUUGGAAGAAAUAGGCUCAACUAAAGACGAAAAUGUGAAGUUUAACGGAUCUGUUUUAACUCGUCAUAUGCCCAAUAGGCAACUCAUGUCACCUAGUGGUCCACCAAAGCCGUGGCGUGAGCAGUUAGGUGAACCUCCAAGUUUGGAUGAGGCAAAUACUCCAAAAAAACUUGCUAAGUGGUUGGAGUUUCAUCAAGCCAAGUGGCGUAUACAACAUGAACAGCGUCAAUAUUAUAUCAAACACAAAGACAAAACAAAGUGCAACUCCGACUUUGAAAGUAGCUUGUCAUUGCUACCAAUUUCUAAACGACAAUGCGGUAUGGCCAGGUAUUUAAACCAAACUCGACUCAACCUAUUCACAGCGGUGUGGCAGGUAAUCGAAAUUGUUCCCGAUCCUGGACAGUUGGGUCGUUACACACUGUGGGUUUUAAUCAGUGGACCGGAAUCUGGAAUAGUCCCCACACUACAUGCUAUAAAUUUAAUGGUCUCCCGAACUUUUUAUGUCAAUUUACGUACUGCGAAACCAAAUGAUUCUGGUCCAUUAUAUCGUAAAGUUUCUGGGAUUACAACAAAAAUUAAAGAUUCUACAGGUUCAAGUGGCCGUAUCCUUCCUAGAAAUCACACGGUAUAUCACUUAUAUGAAUAUAAUGUCCCUGAAGAUGUUUAUAUUGAACACGCUUCAGAAAUAGUUACAGAUCUAGCUAGACCCGAUAUUGAAGGUGUGUACGAACUUAGCGUUCCAAGUUUAUUUCGCAUCCUUAUGAAAUUAGGCUGUUUAUGUACAGUUGAUCGAGAUGCUUUCAAAGAAACGAAUCAAUCAGUUUUACAUUCAGACGAUGCAAGUUUCAAUUUGGAUCAACUACGCUUUUGCUCCUUAGCUCAGCAUCCUUAUCUCUCUGGGCAUGUACUACGACGUGUGUUCUUAUUUCAUUAUCAGUUACCUUCAGUAGGACAACAAAUAACAAAGAAGGAUUCACAAAGACAGCUUUACCUCUUGGUUGUACCAUGGACUAAAUGUGGUUAUGUUUGUAUAACUGAUAGUGCUAAAGUUAAUCAACUACCUGAUUUGAGUGCAUUGUAUGAAAGACAACGUGUCAAGUUAUUCCCUCCGUCUGUAAACGAGAUAUUCCCUCCAGGUACGUUAGCUUUUGAGACACGUGUUGAAUCAGAUGCAACCAACUGUCGCCGUGUAGUUCAGCGUUGGAUUGCUAGUCUACGUCAGGGUGCAUCAGAAACACAAUCUAAAGGAGUGAAUGCAAACGGCUCACAGUCAGCUGCACCUGUUGUUAUUUUGCUUCAUUCUUCUGUUUCUUCUUCACAACAAUCUACUUUGAUUGAUUCUAAUGAAGUAAAUUGGCCAUUGAGUGAUGAAAUAACGGGACGUCGUCGUAGUACUCAGUUAACUGCUUUGAAUGGCUUUCCUGUUAUUCCACUUGGAGGCACGAUGGACGAGAAUGAAAGUCAAACCAGCGGUGAUACAGAAGUUGGUAUGGAUGCCUACAGUCUCCUAAAUUGGCAACAGACAGCUGUCAAACGAGGAAUUCUUUUCUUUUUACAGUCUGAAGCACGUUUCGAACGUCAGUUAGAAUUGGCACGUUACUUGCACAUUCCUGUCGGCAAUAUACCAGUCUCUGAAGCUCCAUUAUCAGUCUCACUAAACACUCUGGAAGAUCAGGACGAUCAACCACCGGCCAGCUCCAUAAGUGCUAUUGAAUUGGGCUGUGAUUUAUUUUAUGCUAGGCAUUUGAUGAAGCAUAAUCAUAUCCUUUGGUGUUCACCUUCCGAUCGUCCUGAUUUGGGUGGGAAGGAAACAGACGAUCAGCGUCUGUUACUUGAAAUGGAAGAGUCCGGAGUGGUCGAAGUCAAUCGACCUGGAUGUUAUCCAUAUGUUAGUGUUGAAUUAGAGUUCUCGAAUCUAGCCGUGAAUACUUUGAUCGUUGCCAAUCGUAUUCCUGAACUGGAAGGUGCUACAAUGUUGUCAUUCGAUCGAUUAUCUGUUGCUGAUCGAACACUUGAAGAGCAACUUAACCAGGGUGUAAAUUUAGGUGCUCAUAUUACGAGUUACGAUGAAACAGCUGCUUGCAGUGCAGCCUUUCGUGUUCUUCGUAAUAUGGUUCUUGCUUGGGUUGGCGAUGUAACUGAGUUUCAAAAUCCUUUGGCCGAUGAACAGGUUAUCUAUUUUUAUCAAUGGCUGCGAUCACCUCGUUCACUGUUCUACGACCCAGCUCUACGGCGAACUGUUCAGAAGUUAAUGAAAAAAGUAUUUCUUAAAUUGGUUGAUGAAUUAAGUCAUUUACAUGUGGACAUAAUCUAUGCGAAUUUCAGUCGUUUAAUCAUAUCAACUCAUAGAAUUGAAUUACCGGAAGCGCUGGCCCGUGUAGAUUAUUUCACGCACUUAUUACGUACACGCCCGGGAACACUGUUCACUCAUAUGGAUUUGCAGUAUGUUACCAGUUGGCGUCAAUUAAUGUGGAUGGACUCCGCCAAUUAUGCUGGUGUUAAGGCUUCUGUAGGAAAUCUGGUUAAUGGUAAAGAUAUCGAAUGGGGUGAGUUCUCAGUUGCACAAAAUCCUUCAUCUGAUUCUGAUCCUGACGAUAAGGAGAAUAAUCCAAUCCCACCGAAUACAGCACUACCCGACCCAGAACUUGAUAUGCAAUGGCAUCUGGCACGUUAUCUACCUGAGACGCGUGGUUUAAGAAGUAAAUUCCUAAGUCUUCUAGCAGGGUAUAUACUAGCUGUUUAUACUGAAAUACGCAAUGAACACCGACGUUUACGUAGUGCAACGGGUUCACAAUCAUUGAAUGAAUCAAAUCAACCUCCUGUGCCACGUGGUAAUAAUACUAAUGAAGAUUCCAAUCAUGCAGAGGAAAGUGAAACAACGCCGUACAAGUCAGAUGCAACAGCCUCUCCUCGUGUUCGAGAAUAUCAAGAACGUUUACUUAGAGAUCAUCUAGCCCCGGAACUAUACAACCUAAUCAUGCGAUUACAGCGCAAAGCUGCUUGGGUAGACCCAGAAUCGAUAAAUAGUGGUAAUGGCAAAUCGUAUACUCAAGAUAAAAUACAGCGAAAUAAUGAAAUUGUAACAGUCUACCUAGCAGAGAAGUCAAUUAGUACACGUCUAGAUUUCGAUGGGACUGACAAUAACUCUACUUCAAAUCACAAUUUAAUUUUGCCUCUUUUGCCACCUCAUCAAGCGGUUUACUCACUGAAUUUCACUCCACUACUGGAUUUCAUUAAGUCACUGUGCGAGAUAUUAAGUUUAGAGCCUUCUACAAAGCUACAAAUCGCGGGUACCAGACGUGAUCUCCUUCGCUUGAUUAAUAUAGGAGAAUUUUCCCCUGAAGCUGUAUGGAUUGCACCACACAUGACUCGAAUUUCUCCUUUAGACCAAGAUGUUAAUCAGAAUACAUUUGGAACAACUGCCAUUCGUUCAUUACUCAUUUACCUACCCGAGGUUGCAUGCCCCACAUGUAAUUACACACGAGACAUAGACAUUUGCCGGGAUAUAAAUGUUGUAUGGAUAAUUGAUUCUUCAACCAAUUCAGUUAAUUCCGAAGUUGGAAAAGAAGGUCAUUGGGCUUGGGUUUGUCCACAUUGUCGUACGGUAUAUCCACGUGCUAGAUUAGAAGAAGCACUCGUUCAACAACUUGAACAAAUGUCUCUUCAACACUGUUUGCAGGAUCUUCAAUGUCAUAAAUGCCUUGUCGGUGGUGGAAUACAAGAACAGUUACUCGCAAAUGGUGGUUCAGUUGCUCAGUGUGCUGAUUGCUCAACCAAGCUUAUGCUUACUGUUCCUACUGAGCAUGCAGUUUAUCGUCGUUUAGAUGUUUACCGUAGUAUUGGCAAACAUUUUGGUUUUGAAUACUUGGAGCAGAUCGCCCAUUGGUUGAUUCAAGGCCUACAACGAUAA
Molecule: messenger RNA, 7719 nt
Organism: Trichobilharzia regenti
Lineage: Eukaryota; Metazoa; Platyhelminthes; Trematoda; Strigeidida; Schistosomatidae
Source: the annotation of a GenBank genome assembly